AUGUGUCAUAUUAAGCGAAGUUACUACUGGUUCUGUUUUCGCCAAGAUAUCGAUUUAGUAAUUUUCUAUCCGAAAAUUCUUCGACGACACUCUUUUAUCUACUGUCCUCCUGAUUUCUCUUUCAUCUUCCCACUGUCAGUCGCUAUCUACUCUCCCUUGAUUUCUCUUUCCUCUUCCCACUGUCAAUCGCUAUCUACUGUCCUCCUGAUUGCUCUUUCCUCUUCCCACUAUUGCUCGUUCCUCUUCCCACUGUCAGUUGCUAUUCACUGUCCUCCUGAUUGCUCUUUCCUCUUCCCACUGUCAGUCGCUAUCUACUCUCCUCUGUCAGUUGAUUUCUCUUUCCUCUUCCCACUGUCAGUUGCUAUCUACUGUCCUCUUGAUUUCUCUUCCUUGGUUCCCACUUUGCUAUCUACUGUCCUCUCCUUUGAUUUCCCCACUCUUUCCUCUUCCCACUGUCAGUCGCUAUCUAUUGUCCCCUUGAUUUCUCUUUCCUCUUCCCACUGUCAGUUGCUAUCUAUUGUCCUGCUGAUUGCUCUUUCCUCAUCCCACUUCAUCUACUGUCCUCCUGAUUGCUCUUCCUUUCCCACUAUCAGUUGCUAUCUACUGUCCCUGAUUGCUCUUUUCCUCUUCCGACUGUCAGUUGUUAUCUACUGUCCUCCUGAUUUUCUCUUUCUCUUCACUGUCAUUGCUAUCUACUUCCUCUUUGAUUUCUUCCUCUUCCCACUCUCAUUGCUAUCUACUGUCCUCCACCAAUUUUCUUUCCUUCCCACUGUCAGUCUUAUCUACUGUCCUCCUGAUUUCUCUUUUCCUUUUCCCACUGUCAGUCGCCAUCUAUUCUCCUUUGAUUUCUCUUCCUCAUCCCACUUCGCUAUCUACUCUCCCCUUGAUUUCCUCUUUCCUCUUCCCACUGUCAGUCGCUAUCAUUGUCCUGUUGAUUGCUCGUUCCUCAUCCCACUGUCAGUUGCUAUCACUGUCUUCUUUGAUUUCUCUUUCCUCUUCCCACUGUCAGUCGCUAUCUACUGUCCUCUUGAUUUCUCUUUCCUCUUCCCACUAUCAGUCGCCAUCUACCGUCCUCCCCAUUGCUCUUUCCUCUUCCCAUUGUCAGUCGCCAUCUUGUCCUCUUUGAUUUUCUUUCCUCUUCCCACUUCGCUAUCUACUGUCCUCCUGAUUUCUUCUUCUCUCACUGUCAGUCGCUAUCUACUGUCCUCCCCCUCAGUGUUCUUUUUUCUUCCGACUGUCAGUUGCUAUCUACGUGUCCUUUUCAUUGCUCUUUCCUCUUCCCACUGUCAGUUGCUAUCUAUUGUCCACUUGAUUGCUCUUUUCCCUUCCCACUGUCAGUCGCUAUCUACUCAUUUAUCAGGUGAACAUUUCUUUAGUGCUAGGUUGAUUCCUCACUUUCUAAAAAAUCUAUCUAUCUAUCUAUUUGCAAUAAAAAGGAUUUUUUUGUAUGUAAAAAUUGUCAUAUCUAUCUAUCUAUCAAAUCUAUCUAUCUAUCUAUCUAAAAUCAUUGUCAUAUCUAUCUAUCUAUCUAUGAAUUCAUCUUCUAUCAUUGUCAUAUCUAUCUAUUUUUUUUUUAUCUAA
Molecule: messenger RNA, 1581 nt
Organism: Acanthosepion pharaonis
Lineage: Eukaryota; Metazoa; Mollusca; Cephalopoda; Sepiida; Sepiidae
Source: the annotation of a GenBank genome assembly